This is a messenger RNA of Malaya genurostris, 1063 nucleotides long. Its product is annotated as retinol dehydrogenase 12-like. Lineage: Eukaryota; Metazoa; Arthropoda; Insecta; Diptera; Culicidae. The coding region runs from base 64 to 1035 and encodes 323 amino acids. The transcript is spliced from 6 exons. The record is from RefSeq and is a predicted model, not a curated record.
AAAGCAUAUUCAUAGCUUCGUAAAAAGUGACUGGAUUCCGACUGGGCGGAUUCAAUCGUCAAAAUGAUUUCACUGGCUUACAUCAUCGGAUAUUCGGUAGUUGGAUUCGUUGGGUUGUGGCUGAUUAGGUUGUUCAUCCAGGGCGGACAAUUUAGGAAGCCAACACGCUGCGAUGGAAAGGUAAUUCUUAUCACCGGUGCAAACACCGGCAUUGGCAAGGAAACGGCGAAAGAACUGCUAAAACGUGGUGGUAAAGUCUACAUUGCCUGUCGGUCACUGCCGAAGGCAAACCAGGCCCGACAAGAGUUGAUAGCGGAAACCGGAAGCAAGAAUAUUCACGUUCGAGAGCUGGAUCUUUCCUCGUUGAAAUCAGUAAGGAACUUUGCGAAGGAAUUUUUAGCCGAAGAAUCCCGUUUAGAUAUCCUAAUCAACAAUGCCGGAGUGAUGGCCUGUCCAAAAUCACUAACCAAGGACGGCUUCGAGAUGCAACUGGGCGUUAACCAUUUGGGACAUUUCCUACUGACCAAUCUUCUGCUGGAUCGUCUGAAAAGCUCCGCUCCGAGUCGGAUCGUGAAUUUGUCCAGUUUGGCGCACAAGUUCGGCGGAAUCAACAGGACCGACUUGAACAGUGAGAAAUCCUACAGUGCCUUCGGUGCCUACGGCCAAAGUAAGCUUGCCAAUGUGUUAUUCACUAAGGAACUGGCCAAACGCUUGGAAGGUAGUGGAGUGACAACUUAUGCGGUCCAUCCGGGAUCCGUCCACACAGAACUGCAGCGACAUUUGGGAUCGUUAUUUUUCCUACUGGACAAUUUCGUGGUGAGAACCAUAAUGCCGCUAGUACUGAAAACACCACAGGCUGGUGCCCAAACCAGUAUCUACACGGCUUUGGAUGAAGGUUUGGCUCACGAAACGGGCAAAUAUUACGCGGACUGUCAUGAGGUGAUUCCUAGUAAAGCGGCCCAAGAUGAGGAAACUGCCGGUUGGUUGUGGAAGGUGAGUGAAGAAAUGACGGGGCUAUCCAAGAAAUCGUCGUAGUUUUUCUCGAAUAAAACAAAAGUACUGC